Messenger RNA from Poecile atricapillus (Black-capped chickadee), 1545 nucleotides. RefSeq names its product gamma-aminobutyric acid type A receptor subunit alpha5 (gene GABRA5). Gene Ontology annotation, biological process: monoatomic ion transmembrane transport; chloride transport; gamma-aminobutyric acid signaling pathway. The record is from RefSeq and is a predicted model, not a curated record. Gene Ontology annotation, molecular function: benzodiazepine receptor activity; transmitter-gated monoatomic ion channel activity involved in regulation of postsynaptic membrane potential; GABA-A receptor activity. The coding region runs from base 1 to 1392 and encodes 463 amino acids. NCBI's taxonomy places the organism in Eukaryota, Metazoa, Chordata, Aves, Passeriformes, Paridae. The transcript has 9 exons. Gene Ontology annotation, cellular component: postsynapse; neuron projection; dendrite membrane.
AUGGACAAUGGGAUGGUCUCUGACUUUAUCAUGAUCAAAAACUUCUUCCUCUUCUGCGUUUCCAUGAGUUUAGCCAGCCACUUUGGCUUUUCACAAACGCCAACACCAUCAGUAAAAGAGGAGGCCAAUGAUAACAUCACGAUAUUCACCAGGAUCUUGGACGGUCUGCUGGACGGCUACGACAACAGACUGCGCCCAGGACUGGGAGAGAGAAUAACUCAGGUGAAAACAGACAUCUAUGUUACCAGUUUUGGUCCCGUGUCAGACACAGAAAUGGAAUACACCAUUGACGUUUUUUUCCGACAAAGCUGGAAGGAUGAAAGGCUGCGAUUCAAAGGACCUAUGCAACGCCUCCCUCUUAACAACUUGCUCGCCAGCAAGAUUUGGACCCCAGACACUUUUUUCCACAAUGGCAAGAAGUCUAUUGCUCACAACAUGACAACCCCAAACAAACUCCUGCGUCUGGAGGACGAUGGCACUCUGCUGUAUACCAUGAGAUUGACCAUCUCUGCUGAAUGUCCCAUGCAGCUUGAAGAUUUCCCCAUGGAUGCACAUGCUUGCCCAUUAAAAUUUGGAAGCUAUGCUUACCCCAAUUCUGAGGUGAUCUAUGUGUGGACUAACAGCACCACAACGUCUGUGGUGGUGGCCGAAGAUGGCUCACGACUUAACCAGUACCACCUGAUGGGACAAACCGUGGGCACGGAAAACAUCAGUACCAGUACAGGUGAAUAUACUAUCAUGACAGCCCAUUUUCAUCUGAAAAGAAAAAUUGGAUAUUUUGUAAUUCAAACAUACCUUCCUUGUAUUAUGACUGUGAUCUUAUCACAAGUGUCAUUUUGGCUAAACAGAGAAUCUGUCCCAGCUAGAACCGUCUUUGGAGUAACAACAGUCCUCACCAUGACCACCUUAAGUAUCAGUGCCCGUAACUCUUUGCCAAAAGUGGCCUACGCUACUGCAAUGGACUGGUUUAUAGCUGUUUGCUACGCCUUUGUAUUUUCAGCAUUGAUUGAAUUUGCAACAGUCAACUAUUUCACCAAGAGGAGUUGGGCAUGGGAUGGCAAAAAAGCCCAGGAAGCUGCAAAAAUCAAGAAAAAAGAGCGCAACUUGCUGGGAAAUAAACCAACUAAUACCUACAGCACCGGGAAGAUGACUCCUGCACCAAACAUGCCAAAGGACUCAGCCCCAUCUGUCAUCUCAAACACUACAUCUGCUCCAGUGAAGCCUGCAGAAGAAAAGCCUGCUGAAAGCAAAAAGACUUACAACAGCAUCAGUAAGAUUGACAAAAUGUCCAGGAUAAUUUUUCCAGUGCUUUUUGGAACUUUUAACUUAGUUUACUGGGCCACGUAUUUGAAUAGGGAGCCUGUUAUUAAAGGUGCCAAUUCUCCAAAAUAAACUGAAGUACUCUGGAGCCACAUGUGAGCCAUACUUGCAAAGCAGAUGCUACCAAGGAAAAUUUGAGAUCCAGAUGACUUUCUACGUUUGGGCAAUAUUCUUCAGGAAGUUUUUUUGCAUGUUUAAUAAUAUGUACAAAUAAUAUUGCCUUGA